AUAAUUUCUCAAACAAUUUUUUCUGGAUGUCCAAAUUGAUAAGGAAACCAUUAUCUAGAAACGAAAAGAAAAGAAAUACAGCCUUUGUAAUAAAGAAUAAACUUUAUUUGUGGAUGUUUCAUACACAAAAUGCAGAUCACAGUACUUAAAAAUAAAUAGGAAAAGAGCAUACAAUUAAAACUUUAGUACUAUAAUAUUUAGAAUAGAUUUUCUGUGUUUGUUUCUGUAUAUUCACGUUUAUCAUAAUGCUUAACAUGUUGAGUUUUUUUAAUGUCAGUUAGUGAAAAAUGCCCACCACUGUUCCCCAGAGCCAAGUUGACCUCUUCAAAUAGCUUGUUCAAAAGCCUAAGAUGAUAUAUUUACAAGCAGCAAAUCCUUUCAUUCCAACUGUAGCCAGAGAAUAUUUGGCAUUUUUGGCUGAUGAAUGACGUAAUGAUCAAUUGAUUAUUGACAUUGUUGAUUUGUUGCUAAUCAUUUCAGGAGUAUAUAUAAAAUAAUUGUACGGUUCGGUGCCUCUUCUCACCAGUCCCCUCUGUACAGCCAGUGCACACUAUGUCCUCAGCUCUUUCUGUGCCUCCUAAGCAGAUUAGCUGUCCUAUAUCUUAGUCACUGGGCCAUCCUGAACAGCUCACUGUAGCUCUGCCAGCCUCGGCUCCAGCUACACUCCUCUGUGUUCAAAAUUCAGCCGCUGUCACUGAACGUCCGUGUAGUGUCCCUGUUGGCUGGGCUGUCUGGUUUUGUGAUUGCUUUGGCGGGACCGGGAAUAACAGAGCCUGGCAGAAAUUCUCCCUCUCUCUUUUGUCUUUCCUGCUUUCCGUCUCUUGUUCCUACACCUACACCCCACCUGUCCAUCCUGGAUACAGCCUUAGCUCGCCUGACAGUCAGGUGAUUACCGCCCUGCUGCCGUUUGUGUAUGUGUCUGUCUGUGAGGAGCUGAGCUAGCCUCCUGUCCUGGAUGGAUACUGAUGAUCAUUGUCUGUUUACAAUCGGUGAAGCCCCCUGUGAGGGCUUUAGAGCAGCUUUAUUCCCCCCAUCUGGCAGCUGAGAUAAAUCCUUAGUUCCUGUAGGAAUGAACAGGGAGCAUGAGCAGAGCAACAGGAACUGUAUGCAAAGAGAUCUCUUCCUCAAGACUGAAGACUGACUGAUAAGUCCUCCUUAGCUGUACCCCUGGACUGUUAGCAGCUUACGGACAUGACCUGCAAUCUAUAAAUUUCUGCAGCCAUGGCUUUGAAUGUGGACCUCACUGCAGAGCCAGGUCAACAAGAAAAGAUGCAGAAGGUUCCUGUUCCCGGCUGAGACAGUAACUGAGGUUAGAGCUGAGACCUGAAGGAGGCAACUGUUGGCUGCAAGGUGAAUGGAGACAGGAAAGAGCACCACAACAGGGGUUCUUUUCUGGACCCCUGCCCCGGUCCGCACCUCAAGCACCAGCUCUGUAAUAUCUGAGGAUGUGUGGAAGGAUGAGGAUGAAGAACAGGCAGAGAAAGAUGAUGACUUUGUCAACCAGAUGGAUGAAAAUGGCAUCAUCGGACUGUCUGAAGCACUCGAGGAUGUGGAGUUGGGGGAAACUGAUGCAGAAUGUGAUCCAAACUUGUACCCAGAGGAGACGGACUUUAGAAGGCAGGAGAGGAAUACGUCACCUGAGGAGCUAAGUUACAACCUGAGUGAACAUCUGUCCAAUACUGAAUCACUAGGACGGAAUGUACAACUACUGUCACCAUUUGAUGACUUGAUCGGCAGCUUAACAGCACAGACAUUGGAUGAGGAGGUGAGGCAGAGGAGGAGCACAUCAAGAGAGCUUGGAAGUACGAAUGGCGUGGUUGAGAGCUAUAUUUCCAAAGGAGAGACUGAGAAGAUCAGCUCUACAGCCAUGGAACUUGCUGGAGUCUCCAAUCAUCACUGCCCAAUAUCCCAGCCUGCCUCGCAUGUCACAGCCCCCACUUUCCCCCACCUUCUCCACUUCACUGCUGAGGAAAUAGCUGCUGCUCCAGGGAUUGAAGCUGAAACUUUUCCAGAGAUGAGCUCCAUAGAAAGUCUUCCAGAAUCACACAGGAGCCACAUGUCAUCACAUGUCAGCCUCAAGUCUAGUCCUUUUCCCGAGAUUAAGCUCAAGGCUCUUCAGCCAGAAGCCACAUUUUCUGAAGAAGUCAUGUCUGAUCAUUACAGCAGAGUAAGUACUGGGCCUUUAAAUGGAUCAGAUAAGUCCCAUAAGCCUCAUAAACAGCCCACUCCCUCACCAAGGAAGACUAGGCUGCCCUCUCCUGAAGUUACCUAUUCACCUUGUUCCCUUAGCAGAGUCAAGGAUGACUCUUUAAAAUUCAAACAUCAGACCACAAGUCCUGACAGAGAGCUGAAGAGGCCUCCGGCCAGGAGUAAUGCUGCUGAAUUGGAUGAAUCCAGAAAAGGGCCUCUGAGUUACCGCACACCAGACUUCUCCAAGGUGGGGCCCAGGGUCCAUUUCCCUAAAGGUGGUUACAAGCCCCCCAAGAGCAGGUGCUCUUCCAAGAGGGAGUCCCUCUCACCUGAGCCCCCCUUGAUGUUUAAAUCCCCAGCUGACAUAGUGAAAGAAGUCCUACUGAACACCACUGAUGGAUCUCCUGCCCCAUUAGACUCUUACAGACCACCAGCCAAUGCCCCAGACUCAAUUGUGCCUGAGGAGUUCAGGUGCCGGCGGAACGCCACCACACUGCUUGAACAACUACAGGAGGACUACAAAACGCUGCUGACUAAGUACGCCGAAGCGGAGAACACCAUUGAUCGUCUGCGUCUGGAAGGAAAGGUGAACCUGUACUCUGACCCUCCGAAGCCUGGCCACUCGGUGCAGUCAGGAAUGAACCAGGAGGCCUCAAGGAUCAUGAUGCUGGAUUUUCCUCAGGCUCAGAGAGCAGUGAUCAACUCAAACUCACUUCAUUCUAAUGGACACAGCAAUCAUCAGAGAAAUUCAUCUGCCAAUUCUUCCACAAGAAGCCCAGACCCUCUGGUGGGACAGCAGCCAGCCAAGAUUCUCUACAGUCAGGCUGACAGGUUCCUCCAGCAGUUGCAGACUUUUGAGGAUCUCCUGAAGUGCAAGAAGCUCAAACCUUUUGAACAGGUGAAGGGUCUGCCACAGCUUGCUGAGGGGCUUGACUCUUUAGAAAGGGGCUACCUUUUAGCGAGGGAUGAGCACAAGCUCCUGCAGCAACGAGGGGUACAAAUCAGCAACUUUGACCCUGAACGGGAGCUGGAGGGGCUGAUCUUUCAGUGUGGGCUGCGUAUGGAUGAGCUGAAGGAGCAGGUAGAACAGAUGCAACAGGAGCAGCCCACCUGUGAGGGUCCUCCCUCUACACCUCCUCACUCUACCCCUUCACUUGUCUCUUCUGAGAGGAGAGAAACUCUGACUCACCCACAGAGCCCACCUGUGCCUUUGCUGCUUGAUGCAGGAGAGGCAGCGGCGGUGGAGGUGAGCUCAGCCAGUGAAGAGAGUGAUGAAGAAACUCUGAAUUCUCUCUACCUCAAACCUCCGAAUGGCAAAAACAGACGUGUUGAACAAGACUUUGCCAAACUAAUGGAUGACUACCAAAGCUUCAAGGAGCUUCCCAAACUUUUAGACCAUAGCCAGAAGGACGGAGCUCUCAUUUCUGCUGCCGUGAGAACCGACAAGCAUCCUGGGGACGAGAACAAAGGGAGACUGAGUCAAGGAACUGGAAACCUGGAAGUCCAGAGGAGUCGUUCACAGACGAAAUCAGACUGUCAGGACUUUCCUCCUGUUCGCACCAGCAAACAGCAGACCAGCAGGUCCAGUCGUCCAUCACGUAGGGCCUCCAGCCAGUCCACAACGCUCCCUGUUCAUCCUACCAGCAGCAAAAGGAGGUUAGAGCUGGGAAAGUCCCACAGCAGCAGUCUGAGCAGUCUGGGAGAGAUCACUGCGUUGGAGAGGAGGAACUCCAAACUCCAACCUGCACGCAGCAGAGUACUUUCUCAGGAUGGGAUUAUCUCUCCGGAGACAGACAGCGGCUUUGUCGGUUCAGAGAGCAGCCGUCUGACUCCUGCAGCAGCUCCAAGUCCUCUCCACCAGAGGGCCUCAGAGAGGGUUUUGAUGCCUCAGGAGGGGAUCCCUGGGAAGCCUCACACAGGCCCAGUCUCAGCACCAUCUCCUACCUCUUUGGCAUCACAUAGACACACGGCUAUAGAGCCCAGCAGGGACUCCCGACUCAUCUCCGACCAGCUGAGGAGAACAAGACAGCGGCAGAGGAGACGCACCUUCUCCUGCUCUCCACAGCGCUGGGUCGGUCAGACAGAACGAAGCAGGGCCGACAGUGGGACCAGUGAGUUUGGGCUGGAGAGUGACAGCACACACACUAUGUCUGAAGACGGACAGAAUGACCAGUACACAGAAUCAUCCAAUUCCCUCCACAGCUCCAGCCCAAGCUCCUCCCCCACUUCCCGGCGUCACCAUGGCGAUUCUCUCAGAGCACUGAGCUCCAGUCAGGUGGCCAAUCGCAAUGAAGCAAUCCAGACGCUGCAGGCUGAGGUCGACAGACUGAAGGAGAGACUAGAAAGCUGUCUGAGAAAUAAGAAAGCUCCAAGCUCUGUGAGAGCAGCUCCAUCAACUCAGGAGAACUACACUCGCCACAUCACCUCUACACCUCACGUCAGGUCUGGGGAGCGAUGCAGUGAUGUCAGCAGGGAAAGAAGAGACAGACCGACCGUUGAUGAAGUUGAGGAGUCUACACUGAGACGAACAACCCGGAAGAGACCACCUUCUGCACACAGACGACCACAACCUGAUAUCUUGACAACAUCAGAGCCAUCUACACCACAGACUCAGCCUCUGGUAUCCAGAUGUACUCAAACAUCCACUACAGCACCAGACAGCCACAGUUCAUGCACAAAAACUGUCCGCAGCAGAAACCCCAGGCAGCAUCCUGGUGUGACAGCAGAUGAACCUGACAGCAGAAGUCAUCAAGCUCCUCUCUGUCCUCAAUGUUUGUCACGUCGCCAAGGGCGACCUAAAGGUGGUGGCAACAUAGAGCCAACUCAUUCCUCUCUUUGCCGUCACUGUCCUCUCUGUGGAUGCCCUGAACCGUUCAGAAGCACUGAACCAGACUGUCGCAGAGUCUCAGACUCCCCCCCACACACAAGCUGCCAACCAGAGUCCCCUGAUGGAGUGAUGAGGAGCAGAUACUUUGCAGCUGCAGCUCCACCUACACUGCUGCAAUGCAUGCCAGUGUGUCCACCACCACUCCUGUUGUACUCAUCGCCCCUCUACGUGUCUCCUAGCAACAGGACUGGCACAUCCUCGAGGGUCAGAGGUCGCGAGGAGGCGAGGGGAAGGUCAAGACGCUCCCUCUCCGCUGACAAGCAGCGCUCCGUGGACAGCUCUCUGAACAGAGCCAUAAGAGCAGCUCGCCACAUGAAAAACACUUCUGGACACAUGGCUCGCUCUCUGGCUGCUGGACUGCACUACCAGGAGCUGCUGACUCAGUCCUGCAGCUACUAGUCUGACCUCCCUCCACAGGCAGCAACAUCUACUUCACACCAGCAUCCCUACGGCUGUAGACAUCACCAACAGCCGGAAGGAGUAAGUGAAUAAAGAAUCUAAACUCCAUCUCUUCUUUCUAACGUUUCUUUGAAGCUAAAUGUCAUUUUUUAAUUUUAUGGCAACAUUUAAGUCUCAGGUGGCCAAACAUGAAUUUGUUUCUUUAGCAGGCAUAAUAUAAUUUCAAAAGAUGUGCUGGCAUACAUUGAAAUGACAUACUUUCUAAAUUGAUGUAGUACUGUAGAUCAGUUUGCUAUAAAUGUGAUCAUAUUGAUUUUCAAACCGAUGAAGUAAAUAAAUUUGUUUCUUCUUCUUCAUUGGAGCUGUCUUGAAGUGACAGUUGUAAUCAGUUAAUACUCAGUUAUUUUGAGCUAUUUAUUGAUCAUGUGAUUGUGUUUGUUGAUCAUGCUUUUUUUAAUAAUCUUUUCUAGUUUGUAUAGGUUUGAAAGUAAGUUCAGGAUGACAGUGUUAUUGUAGUUGCUGUAUAAAAGGUUUAUCUUGUUUCUGCAGUUGCAUGCUGCACUGUAAAUGAAAUGCACUCGGUCAUUGCACCUGUUGUGAUAGAGUCCACUUUGGACGGUCACACAAGAGACUGCCAUGAAUCUAUUUUUUAAAUGGUCAACGGCUCAUCACACUUUAUCUUUAAAAUAUAAUGAAAAGAGUUGUGUGCGAUACUGGAUAACCUCAAAAUUAGUCUGUUUCAAUGUUGUUAAAGUCAGUCUGUAUGUAUACACUACACAGUUUAAAUGGUGGCGUUUUGGGAAUUUUGUACGGCAUUUUAUGGUAAGCUUGAAACUAUAUGAGCCACACAAGUAAGUCUACUGUAACUGACCGGCUUUAUGUGGAGCAAACAUUCACAGACCAAAGGUCUUUAAUAGGCCUUUAUCUUUAUAUACAGGUGGGACCGCCAACACAAACAGAGGAAUAAUGCUAUUUUACAGAUAAAGUUAUGCUUUAUAUUUAGUUGAAACUAAGAACUGUGGAUAUUACAAGUGAAUUCUGUUUUUUAUUAACUAAUACUUUUUACUUUUGUACCAUUGGUUCUCAAACUGUAGACCUACUUUAAUAUUUUGCAGGGAAUCUUUUUAGUGGUCCCAAAGCAGCCAAAUAAAAGUGGAAAUGAA
Messenger RNA from Dicentrarchus labrax (European seabass), 6639 nucleotides. It is a transcript of the gene akna, whose product is annotated as AT-hook transcription factor. Bases 1355 to 5476 code for a protein of 1373 amino acids. The transcript is spliced from 23 exons. Lineage: Eukaryota; Metazoa; Chordata; Actinopteri; Moronidae. Gene Ontology annotation, cellular component: centrosome. Gene Ontology annotation, biological process: neuroblast delamination; epithelial to mesenchymal transition; neuroblast division in subventricular zone. The record is from RefSeq and is a predicted model, not a curated record.